CAUCUUUCAAGUAGCUGACAGACAUGUGGUUGAACUGCGAAUUUAGGGCGUCGCGCAAUCCACAAAAGCGUUGUGAGCUAUAUAAAUGCAUGCGAUGGUGGAAUAUGUUCCAAAGAAAGCAGAGACUGCAGCAUACACCACCUCAGCUCCGCCCACCCCAAUCAUGAGUCCAUUGAACGCCUGUGAAGUCCUUCUUCCUCCGCUAGUACUGUUACUAUUACUGCCACUGGAUCUUCGACGUAUAGGAAAACUCCUCGAUCUGCUCAGGUAGUGUCCUAGUAGUCUUGCUG
Geodia barretti is the source of this 290-nucleotide messenger RNA. The record is from the annotation of a GenBank genome assembly. Lineage: Eukaryota; Metazoa; Porifera; Demospongiae; Tetractinellida; Geodiidae.